This is a messenger RNA of Colletotrichum gloeosporioides, 3450 nucleotides long. Its product is annotated as Endoglucanase gh5-1. Gene Ontology annotation, cellular component: extracellular region. NCBI's taxonomy places the organism in Eukaryota, Fungi, Ascomycota, Sordariomycetes, Glomerellales, Glomerellaceae. The transcript is spliced from 8 exons. Gene Ontology annotation, molecular function: pectate lyase activity; cellulose binding; hydrolase activity, hydrolyzing O-glycosyl compounds. Gene Ontology annotation, biological process: glucan catabolic process. The record is from RefSeq and is a predicted model, not a curated record. The coding region runs from base 1 to 3450 and encodes 1149 amino acids.
AUGAGGUCCAUCAUCACCCUUGGCGCUCUCGUCAGCGGAGCAGCCGCGCAAGCCGGCGCCUGGGCCCAGUGCGGCGGCUCUGGCUGGACCGGCGCAACCACCUGCGUCUCCGGAUACACCUGCACCGUCUCCAACCAGUGGUACAGCCAGUGCCUUCCCGGCUCCGGCUCCAGCAACCCGCCGGCCUCGACGACCCUGGCUACCUCCGUCAAGCCCACCUCCACCACGGCCCCCGGUGCCGGCAGCUGGAGGUGGUUCGGCACCAACGAGGCCGGCGGCGAGUUCGGCGAGAAGACGCUGCCCGGCACCUGGGGCAAGGAGUUCAUUUUCCCUGAUCCUGCCACCAUCACUACCCUUCGCGGUCAGGGCUACAACACCUUCCGCGUGCAGUUCAAGAUGGAACGCCUGACCCCAACCGGCCUGACCGGCGCCUUCAACACCGCCUACCUCGCGAACUACACCGCCGUUAUCAACCACAUCACAUCCAGCGGGGGCUGGGCCGUGCUGGACCCGCACAACUACGGGCGCUUCAACGACGCAAUCAUCACCGACACGGCGGGCUUCCAGACGUGGUGGAAGAACUUCGCGACGCAGUUCAAGGGCAACGACCACGUGAUUUUCGACACGAACAACGAGUAUAACACGAUGGACCAGACGCUGGUGCUCAACCUCAACCAGGCGGCGAUCAACGGCAUCCGCGCUGCGGGGGCGACGCAGUAUAUCUUUGUGGAGGGGAACCAGUGGUCGGGCGCGUGGUCGUGGACGACUGUGAAUGAUAACAUGAAAGCGUUGACGGAUCCGCAGAACAAGAUCGUGUACGAGAUGCAUCAGUACCUCGAUUCGGAUAGCUCCGGGACGUCGGAUGCUUGUGUGUCGACUACGAUUGGUGUGGAGAGAGUGACUGCGGCGACGACCUGGCUGCGGCAGAAUGGAAAGAUUGGUAUCCUGGGAGAGUUUGCCGGUGGCGCGAACACGCAGUGCCAGACUGCUGUGAAGGGCAUGCUGGAUUACCUCAAGGCGAACAGCGACGUGUGGACUGGCGCCCUUUGGUGGUCUGCCGGCCCUUGGUGGGGCGACUACAUCUAUUCUUUCGAGCCUCCCAGCGGCACGGGAUACAAGUACUACAACAGCCUGCUCAAGACCAGUGACGAGACCAAGAUCAACGAGCGCUGGCACCGCGGUGAGCCGUAUUCCAUGGCUCAUCGACCUCCAUUUAUGCUAUGGCUCAAAGUGACGUGGCUCGAUAUUUUGACGAUGAUAGCUAUGGGCGCCAUCGCUUUAGGUGUAUUCCGAGCCCACCCUCCGGCUCACCGACUAUUCCCUGUUACCUUCGAGGACGGCGAAGUCGUGUACCCUCAGUUCGCUUACCCUGCCAUUCCGCAAUAUAUCCCCAGCCAUGCUGCAACUGCGCUUGGCGUUGGCGUCCCGAUACUGGUCAUACUCCUCUGCCAGAUUCAAAUUCGCUCGUUCUGGGACAUCAACAACGGUAUCAUCGGUGUGCUUUAUGCGCAACUGGGAUCGGCCGUGUUCCAGGUCAUGAUUAAAUGGUUGAUUGGAGGCCUGCGCCCAAAUUUUCUCGAGGUUUGCAAACCCGACAUCAGCAAAGCCUCCCAGCCAGGUGGCAAUGCGACUGGUCUCGACGGCACAGGCUAUGGCGGUAUCAUGUAUACCUACGACAUUUGCACCACCGAGAUGGGAGGUUCCCUCUCCAACGCAUUGGAGUCAUUUCCGUCGGGGCAUACAACAUCCAUGUUUGCCGGCAUGGUUUAUCUGUACCUCUACCUCAACGCCAAGCUCAAGGUGUGGUCCAACUACCACCCAUCCAUGUGGAAGCUGAUCCUUACCUACGCCCCCAUCCUCGGCGCCACACUUGUGGGAGGCUCCUUGACCGUUGACCAGUCCCACAACUGGUACGACAUCUUGGCCGGCGGCUUGAUCGGUACGAUGUUCGGUUUCUCGUCAUACCGGAUGGUGUAUGCCUCGAUCUGGGACUGGCGUUUCAACCAUAUUCCUCUCCACCGUAAGAUGCCCCUCGAAUACGAUCUCGACUCUUUUGGCGACGGUCUGGUCGCCACCCGUAAGGCAGGCUGGGGCAAAGGACGGGGAGGAAAGCCCUACGGUACCAACAAGAUGGUUAGGACCCGGUACAGCACUAGCAGGGACGGUCGUGGAGUUGGUGUUCCCCGUAAGGCGGGCAAAUCGUCGUCCUUCAGCCGGCUGGUCCUUUUCACCCUUGCCGCACUGGGUGCUGCGAACCCCAUCAACCCUGGUGGUCGUGACGCCGAGCGGCCGGCCCGCAGACACAUCGGCGGCGUCGGACACCUCGCCCGCGCCGUGAUGGCGCCCCAGCAGGCCAAGGUCGAGGUCCGCUUCGCCGGGCCCGGCGGCGGCGGCCCGGGCAACAACGGCUCUUGCGAGGACGACGGCAGCGACGUCGGCUCCAAAGCCGACCCCUCCACGGAUAAGUCCAAGGAUAAGUCCAAGGACAAGACGAAGGACAAGAGCAAGGACAAGAGCAAAGACAAGAGCAAGGAUAAGAACAAGGACAAGAACAAGGACAAAGGCAGCGGGUCUGGCUCCGGCUCCGGCUCCGGGUCUGGAUCUGGAUCUGGAUCUGGAUCUGGUGGCAGCAAGUCCGGGGGAGGCAAGUCAGGCGGCAGCACCGGCGGUGGCGGUUCCAGCUCCGGCGGCGGCGGCGCGUACCUUGGAGGAGGCGGCUCUUCUGCGAACAACGGCACGACCCCAGGGGGUGGUGGCGGCAGCAGCGGUGGCGGCGGCGGCCUGCAGAAGACGUUUCCCACUCCCGCGGGCACCGAGAACCUCUCUGCAGUCAAGACAAUCACCGGCGUGUUUGACGGAGGCAUGAAGCUGUUCGACCGCGUCCCGAGCACCUGCACCGGCGGCGAAGGAAACCGCAACGACGCCGCCUUCAUCCUCGAGGACGGCGCGACGCUGAGCAAUGCCAUCAUUGGAGGCGGUGCCGGCGAAGGUGUCCAGUGCGUCGGCAGCUGCACGCUCGAGAACGUCUGGUGGGACAAGGUCUGCGAAGACGCAGCGACCUUCCGACAGACGGGCGGCAAGUCGACGGUCCGCGGCGGCGGCGCGCGCGGCGGCUCGGACAAGGUCUUCCAGCACAACGGCGGCGGCGAAGUCGAGGUCAUCGACUUCUACGCCCAGAACAUCGGCCAGCUGUACCGCUCCUGCGGCAACUGCAAGGAGCAGACGGCGCGCACGUCGACCUUCACCAACAUCUACGUCGAUGGCGCCAAGACCAUUGUCCACGUCAACGGAAACCUGGGCGACAAGGCGACUGUCAACGGGGCCUGCAUUCUGGGCGGUGCUACCGUGUGCAAGAACUCCAAGGGCGUGACUGGCGGCGGCGAGCCUGGGGAUGCGCCUAAUGAUCCCAACGUCUGCUCCGAGACCAAUGUCAAGACUUCUGGCUGUUAA